GACACGGGCACACUGAGCCCUGCGCGCGAGGAAGAGCCCUGCGCGUCCAGAGGAGCACCAAGACCCGCUGCAAGUGCAUCACGCCUCCAACAAGAUGUCGACUCCAAAUGAAGUCCUGCUUCAGAUCCUUGAGGACCUGGGGUCUCAAGAUUUCCAGGUCUUUAAGUGGCUUUUGGAGCAGAGAGGGGUCCUGGAAGGCCUGCCCUGGGUCCCAGUGAGCCGCCUGGAGACCGCAGACCGACUUCAGACUGUGGAACAAAUCAUGAAAGUCUAUGGAGUCUUGUGCAUCGAGGUCACCAAUAAAAUCCUCACCAAAAUGAACAAAAACCAACUGGCACUGGAGCUGUCACAGUUCUCCUACUGUCCUGAAGAAAUCGCAGCCCAGUACCAGAGCAGAUGUCAGGCCAAACUCCGGGAGAAGUUUGAAAAAAUCUCUGAAAAAUUCUCCUCAACUGGAAGCGCCAAACUGUUGUCCGAGGUGUACACAGAGCUCUACCUCAGCCCAGCGGAGCCUGAGAUUCAACAUGAGUUUCAGCAGAUCCAGACCCAGUCUAAGCCUGAGCACAACCUCCUCUGCACAGACCUGUUUAGAGGCCAGAGUCCAGCGGGGAGCACCAUCAGGACGGUGCUGACAAAAGGCGUGGCUGGUGUGGGGAAAACAGUGCUGACUCAGAAGUUCACUCUGGACUGGGCUGAAGGCAGGGCCAACCAGGACCUCCAGCUGCUGUUCCCAUUCACUUUCAGAGAGCUCAAUGUGCUCAGAGACACACAGUUCAGCCUGGUGGGACUGCUGCACCACUUCUUCAGUCCAUCCAAAGGUCUCUGCAGCUUCCAACAACUCCAGGUGCUCUUCAUAUUUGAUGGUCUGGACGAGUGCAGACUUCCUCUGAACUUCAGUCAAACCCGGGUUCUGACUGACCCCACAGAGUCCACCUCACUGCACGUGUUGUUGAUAAACCUCAUCAGAGGGACCCUGCUUCCCUCGGCUCACCUGUGGAUAACCACACGCCCCGCCACGGCCAGUCAGAUCCCUGCUGAGUGCGUCUCCAUGGUGACAGAGGUGCGAGGGUUCACUGACCUGCAGAAGGAGCAGUACUUCAGGAAGAGGUUCAAAGACCAGGCUACAGCUAUCAUCUCCCACAUCAAGAGCAUCCGCAGCCUCUACAUCAUGUGCCACAUCCCGAUCUUCUGCUGGAUCCUCUCCACAGUUUUACAGAAGCUUCUGGACCAAAGAGAAGAACCAGAGCUGCCCCAGACUCUCACAAACCUCUACAUCCACUUCUUGGUGGUGCAGCUUAAACAAAAGAAUAUCAAAUAUGAUGGCAAACUGGUGACAGCUUCUGCCUGGUCUCCUGAAAACUGUGAGAUGGUGCAGUCUCUGGGAAAAUUGGCAUUUGAGCAACUGCAGAAAGGAAACCUGAUCUUCUAUGAGAGUGACCUGAGUGAAUGUGGACUGGAUGCUGCAGAGGCCUCAGUGUACUCUGGAGUGGUGACAGACCUCUUCAGAGAUGAAAGUGGCCUCUAUGAAGACCAGGUCUACUGCUUCAUCCAUCUGAGUGUGCAGGAGUUUCUUGCUGCUCUUCAUGUUCAUCACACCUUCUUCAGUUUUGGGAAGAAUCUGCUGCAUGAUAAACAGCCUCGUGGGUUCAGUGCCAUGUUCAAACCCUCAGGCCUGUACCGCUCUGCUGUGGAUCUGGCCUUACAGAGUCCAACCGGACACCUGGACUUGUUCCUGCGCUUCCUCCUGGGGCUGUCUCUGGAGGAGAACCAGGGGCUGCUGGGGGGGUUUGGGUCCAAAGGGCUGAGACGAGCUGAAAGUCAUGAGGACACAGUGGAGCUCUUAAGGAGGAGGAUCAAGAGGUGUGGAUCUGCAGACAGGAGCCUGAACCUGCUUCACUGUCUGAAUGAGCUGAAAGACAACAGUCUUGUGCAGCAGAUACAGGAGGUCAUGAGAAGAGGACAUAUCUGUGAUAGAAUCAUGUCUGCUGCUGAUUGGUCGGCCCUGUCCUUCCUCUUACUGUCCUCAGACUCAGAUCUAGAGGAGUUUGACCUGAGGAAAUACUGUGCCUCAGAGAGAGCGCUCCUGGGUCUGCUGCCGGUGGUCAGAGCCUCCACCAAAGUCCUUCUGAUUGGCUGUGGCCUGUCCCCUCACAGCUGCGGUCCUCUGGCCUCAGCCCUCAGUUCCUCCAGUCUCACACACUUGGAUCUCAGUAACAAUGACCUCCAGAACUCAGGAGUGGAGCUGCUGUGUUCUGGGCUAAAGAGCGUCCCCUGCAGACUGGAGACUCUCAGGCUGUGUGGCUGUGGACUGUCAGUGCGCAGCUGUGAGUGUCUGUCUUCUGUUGUCUCUUCGAAUUCAUCUCUGAAGGAGUUGGACCUAAGCAGGAACCUUCUUCAGGACCCAGGGCUGCAGCUGCUCUGUCAGGGACUCAGGGCGCCACACUGCCCCCUGCUGACACUCAGGCUGAGAUGCUGUGGCCUGGCUCAGGGACACUUUCUGAGUGGAGUCCUCAGAUCUGGGACUAGCCGCCUAAAAGAACUGUACCUCCAGCACAACCCCCUCAGAGACACAGGUGCUAGACCACUGAUCCAGUGUCUGCCCCACUGCAGCCUGCACACACUCAGUCUGGGCAGCUGUAGUUUGUCAUGGGACUGCUGGGGGGCGCUGUCCUCUGCCCUUGGAUCUGUUGUUCUUAAAGUCCUGGAUGUGAGCAAUAACAGACUGAAGGACGAAGGCCUGAGGAGGAUCUGUGCUGGUCUGGGUUUGGUCUCUUGUCUGGACUCUUGUCUGGACUCUGGUCUGGAGACUCUUAGUCUGAUUGGCUGUGGCCUGUCCCCUCACAGCUGUGGUCCUCUGGCCUCAGUCCUCAGCUCCUCCAGUCUCACACACCUAGAUCUCAGUCACAACGACCUCCAGGACUCAGGAGUGGAGCUGCUGUGUGCGGGACUGAAGAGCGCCCCCUGCAGACUGGAGACUCUCAGAUUCGCUGGCUGUAGAAUGUCACAGAGGAGCUGUGGACUUCUGUGUUCGACCCUCGCUUUGGACUUUGUGAGGGACUUGGAUCUCAGUCACAAUGACCUCCAGGACUCUGGUCUACAGGUUCUAGUCUCUGGUCUGGAGAGGCCUCACUCUGCUCUGGACAAACUUAGACUGUCCUUCUGUGGCCUGUCCCCUCACAGCUGUGGUCCUCUGGCCUCAGUCCUCAGCUCCUCCAGUCUCACACACCUGGAUCUCAGUAACAAUGACCUCCAGGACUCAGGAGUGAAGCUGCUGUGUUUUGGACUGAAGAGUGCCCUCUGCAGACUGGAGACUCUCAGUCUGUCCGGGUGCCUGGUCUCAGAGGAGGGCUGUGCACAUUUGGCCUCGGCUCUAAAUGCAAACCCCUCCCACCUGAGAGAACUGGAUCUGAGCUACAACCAUCCAGGAGACACAGGGGCCCAGCUCCUACAGGCUCUGACCAGGGAGCCCCUCUGCAGGCUACACUCGCUCAGGACUGACCAGAGUGGACCGCAGCGACUUACACCUGGUUUGAGGAAGUAUUUGUUUGUGCCGAGCCCCGACCUGAACUCUAUCCACCCAAACCUGAGUGUGUCGGCUGACGGCAGGACAGUGAAGUGUGAGAAGCAUGAGCAUCCGUAUCGUCAGCAUCAGGACCGCUUCGAGGAGAUACCUCAGGUGCUGUUUUCGGAGCCCCUAAUUGGUCGAUGUUUUUUGGAGCAGGAGUGCCAGGGGCUGGUUACGGUUGCAGUGUCGUACAGAGACAUCCAGAGAAAAGGAAAAACACAUGAGAGUAAAUUUGGGGGAAAUCGUUUUUCUUGGGCCCUGUAUUACUCCAACAAGUACUAUUCUGUGUGGCAUGACAAUCGGCAGCUGGUGAGGUCCCAGGUCCCAGAUCUGGACCAGGACCCUGGAGCCCUGGGGGUGUAUGUGGACUCAGACUAUGGGGUCCUGUUGUUUUACUUGGUGCUCUCAGACCGACUGCUUCUCCUGCACAGUCUCUCUGAUGCCUUCACUGAGCCACUCUUCGCUGGGUAUCGCUUCUGGCGCAUGUCUCCUGGAUCCUCCAUCACUCUGCGCUCUGGACAAUAAUCCAGCUCUGUUUAAUAAUAAUAAAAUAAUAAUAAUCAGUAACACUGGAUAGGUUCACUGCUGUUGAAUGAGCAGAGAUAAAUUCAGCCAUGUAAACGACAAACAUGUCAACAUUUCGCUUUGUGUUAAAAUGGUGCAAUACCCUUUACUGUAAUGUGUGUGUCUGGCCACCAGAAGAUGCACUUCCACUUGAGGGCUCUUAUAAUAAAUGCAUUACACAUGUUUAGUUCACUUUUUUUGUGUGUGACAGAUUCUUGAGAAAUGUAUGCCACUGCCCUUUUUUGUCCAAUUCAAAUGUAAAUACAUGGAAUAAAAUCUCACUAGAUCAU
Messenger RNA from Periophthalmus magnuspinnatus, 4419 nucleotides. RefSeq names its product NACHT, LRR and PYD domains-containing protein 3-like. The coding region runs from base 95 to 4090 and encodes 1331 amino acids. NCBI's taxonomy places the organism in Eukaryota, Metazoa, Chordata, Actinopteri, Gobiiformes, Gobiidae. The transcript has 14 exons. The record is from RefSeq and is a predicted model, not a curated record. Gene Ontology annotation, molecular function: protein binding.